AUGUCUCGAUAUGCUGGGCCCAUGCCGCCAGUCCCGCGCAGAGGGCCACGAUGGUCCCACAUUCAUCACCCCGGCACGGUGAGCUUCGAUCUUGGUUCAACAGAGUCGCCAAGUUCUCCCGGCAGCACAUCGACUCACUCCACUAUCCGGGAAGACAAGAGACGCAAGACUGAGCGCCACUGCACUAUUUCCGUGAAUGAUGGCUACUCCAAAGACGAGGUCCUGCUCAACUUGGACCACCUUGGCGGGGACAUCAAGCCCGGCGCCCUCAUGGCCCUCAUACCGUUAAAAGGUGACUCGAAGAACGCUACAUGUGGUUAUGGAAGCGUCAGUAAGCAGCCCCAUGAACACCUCGAUAGUGCCAGGGCAGCUUCGGGCACCCACAGCGACCAUGAUCACGGUGCCGGACAUACGUACAUAUUCGUCGCCAAGGACAUGUCCAAGGAGAUGAAGGCUCGACACCCAGACACGGAGGUGCAUGUUGCCAAACAUAUUGCGGAUGCUUUUUUUAUGAAGAAGGGCUGCCACGUAUUGCUGCGACCUGUCAACCAGCAUCACCCUGCUGUCGAAGCCACACAUGUUGAAAUGUCCUUCAAAGACCAGUAUUUGUCAAGAGCCGACAUGUGGAGGCUGGCUGCUGGAGAACUAACGCAGCGGACUGUGUAUAAGGGCCAGUCUCUAUUCUUCAUGGGUACAAUCAAAGCUCAGGUCACUGCAGUCUAUGUCAACGGCCACACCGUCCAUUCUGCUUUCUUCGGAAAGGACACCAGACCCAUUUUCCGCAGCGAGUCUGCCAAAUAUGUCCUCUUUAUUCAAAUGGCGCGAGAGAUGUGGGACUUUGAUUCUGAGGCCUCCGGCGAAAUCAUGUUCAACAAGGUUGUCAAUGGAUUCUUGCCUGCCCUCUUCAAACGCUGGGCGGUUCUCAAGGUGAAGCAUCUUGUCAGCAUAGUGCUAUUCGCCCGUGUCGAGUAUGAUACCGGCAUAAGUGCGGAUCUCGCAACUAGCUCCCUACUCGACGAUUACUACACCGGAAUGCAACCGUACGGAAACCGACGCCCGUAUAAGGACUUUUAUCGUGUCGUCGUCAGCGAGAUGGCAAGCGGAGAGUGGACGACCAUUCUUUACCAACUCAAGCGGGAAUUCAACUUCUUUCGCCGAGACAUCACCUUGCAUCAUCAAAAGGUCAGGGCAUUUGGGCACAGACCUUCCGACGAGGACGGAGCAAAGGACGGUAUAUCCAGUCCCGCCAAAGCAGAAUCCUCUUUAUCAAUACACGGCAACGUGCUAGAGGCGAUCAAUAUGGCGGCUUCUCAGUUCUCACAUGACUACAUUGAUCGAGAUCUUACCAGGACAGGAAUUUCCAUCGCCGUGAUUACUCCUGGACCUGGUGUGUUCGAAGUUGACUAUGAAACCUUGCGAAGAACUACUGAAUCUCUAGUUGGAAGCGGCAUUGGUAUUGAUUUGAUUUGCAUGGCCAGCAUGCCGCUGCAUUCUGUACCACUUUUCAAGUACCGAAACCCUCAAUUCUCCGAGGAUGCGCAUCACAGCCAAGGACAUGCACUCUCUAGGUCAUUUCAUAGUCGUGAUAGCACACCCAGCCACCCCACGCCUGUCAUCGGAAGCUAUCAAUCCAUGUCCGGUUCAUUCUCUCCUACCAAAGCGUAUAGUUUGGCCGGACGAAUCGAGACCCUCGCCCUUACUGGAGCUAAUGAAGAGUUUUGUUACGCGCUUCCCCAGUGGCUACACGUCUCGUUUUGGACCGGUGCAGCGGAAGAGUCAUUGUCCUAUGCCGGUAUCGCGCUGACCGUAUCCAACAAAGUUGAGCAAGAAGACAAGGACUGGUUCAAGGUGCGGUGUCGGAUGUACGACUUGCAGAUGCGAAGCGUCCUGGACGCAAAUGAGAUCGAGACUGCUCCAUUGCAAUCCGACUCUAGUUAUCCAAGUCAUCUCGUCCAAGCAAGUGCAAUAGCGAAGAAGCGGCCAGAUCGGCCAGGAGACACUAUAUACAUCCCUAACAAGCAAGCCCCCGAAACGCUGUUCGACCAUGUAUAUGGCUUUCAAAAAUUUGUCCCUGAAAAGCUGGUCCGACCAGGGGAAAAGUCUAUCUGCAAGCACCUGCAAGAAUAUGAUGACGCAAAAGCGAGACUCCCCAGGGCUCGUCCUUACCACCAACACCAACCAUCUAGAAAUAAAACAGAGUUUGAAGAUGUCGCCCGGAGACAAUUAAACGACGAUACAUCUGCGCUGGGGACGUCUCUCCCGGAACGGAGAGCCUCAACUUACCUACAACCCUCUCACAUGCAAGCCUCCAGAAAGUUCUCUUUGACCACAACAGAGGUAGAGAAGCCGGUCUUGUCUGCGCCUAAACCAUCUCCAGAGCCGCCACCGUCGACUGCAAUAUUCAAGAAAGCCCCGUCCAUAAAACAGCCCAAAUUUAUGCGGCAGAUUAGCCUUGGGCAACGUGGAUUCGGAAUAGCCGCCCCAAAGGUAGCAGCCGCUGAACUCAAAAUAGAGACAGUUGGAGCUGCUGCCGUCUCAUCGAAUUUGCGUCCGCCCUCCAGCGCGCAUUCAUUUUCUGAUCUCAGGCCGUCGACGCCGCAAACAAUUACCAGCCGUUCAUCCUCUGCCUCGGCCCAGAGGCAAAAGUACGAGACGGCGGACAGCACUGCUGAUGGUGUGCCUUCAACACCCAGUAUCCCGAUUUCCAGAGAUAGUUUCAACAGGCCGGGCACGGCCGUCAGUCAAGUCAAAUCGCCGUCAGUUUUACCAGUUGCUGCAAGCGCACGCCGUGAGCGACGCCCCGAAGACAGCGACGUCCGCUUUUCCAAUGCGCUACGGGCAGAAGACGCACAAAAGGUAUAUACCAGUAAACUCCGGGCCGGCGUUGUACCAGAGUUGCCCUCAACACUCUCACCUACCACAGCCAUCACGCCUUGGCUGACGCUGCUCAAUCCUUCGAACCCCGAGCGCCACAAAAUUGACGACACCAUUCUAUAUAGUCGGUGGCAGCAUGUAUUUCCACGGACAUCUGACAUGAAGGUUCAAAAAUGGAAGACGUUGUGUUGUCCUGCGGCGGUUCCUCUGACAACUGAAUAUUUCCCGGCCAAGGCUCAAUUUGACGCAGAAUACCAGAGGCACCCCUACAAUAUUGAUCAGAACUUGGAUGAUGACGUGGUCGAUGAGCCCAAAUCACGAAAGGAUUUUAUCAAGGAACUCAUUAGCAUGCGAUUCUCUCAGGGAUUUCAGGUCAUUGUUGGACCGUCAGUUGCACGGGCAUUCGGGCAAAAAGUCAUCAAAGUUGCAGAUGUCUUCGCUCGCGAUCAGCCGUUGGAUGACGGAACAAGUGUAUUCAUGUCUGUUGGAAACACGAUCCACCAAUUGUCCUGUGUCAACGGUAGUGAAGUUGAAGUAAACAUUUAUUUGCGGAAGCCUACCGACGUCACUGCUGAGUCCCAAAGAUAUCCAUCAGCCUACAGGCCAGCAAUUCGCACCAUAUUCGACACUGAAUAUGAAACUCGUUCCUUUGACAUUCUGACACCAAAGAUGGAUAGAAAUUGGAAUACAAUCGACUCAUAUUUGGCUGGACACUAUGACCAAAUGAUGGAUAGCUUAAGAUUUUGGCGAGCAAGAUUCGUGCUCAUCCCCCUCGGUCCAAAGCACCCCUUGAUUCAACGCGUCCAAACUAGUGAUAACCCAGAAGAGUUGCGCAUUGAGGGAAUAAAACGAUUAUGUCAGAUUUGGCAAAAGCAUCGAUAUAUGGCACCCUCUGAUCGACGAUUUCAGCCAACCGCAAAGCGGCGCAGCCCCUUGGAUAUUGUGUACAAGACUGAAGACCCGUCCGUGGUGAUUGCGGCAGAGGUCGAGACGCUUCCCAUUUUGGAGAACUUGGAGGGUCCGCAUCGCAAGGGCGGACUUGUGACAAGAAAGGAGCGGUUCCAAAAGGGCAACUUGAAUUUGGCGACAUUGGCGGAAGCAAUGCAACAGCCAGUCGAAAAUGGCGGAGUGCCACUGAGGAACCGGCGAUGGCAUCUCAGGCUUCACAAUGCCGCAUUUAUCGGAUCUGACAUGACUACUUGGAUCCUGGACAAUUUUGAGGACUUGGAUAGUCGUGAGGAGGCCGAAGAACUUGGUAACGCUCUCAUGGUACCUAAUGAACCAAAGCACAAGGACAAGGACAAGAGCAAAGAUAAAGAGAAGGACAAGGAAAAGGAGCAUGCAGAGCCCAAGAGCGAGAAGGAUCGCGGCUUGUUCGUCCAUGUCGAGCGGCGCCACAACUUUCGAGACGGCAAUUACUUUUAUCAGAUUGCGCCGGAAUUCGCAAAGCCUCAACCGGGGUGGUUCAGCAGCAGACGUCGGGAUGUCACCUCUCCUGCUGCGCCAGGAUCAGACGGCGGCAGCAUGGACUCCCCGCGGUCCAAUAUGCCACGGCCCCUGGUGCCGAAUGACCCGAAGUCCCCAGCGUCGUUGGGACCUGCCAUCGGAUCCAGCCAGUUGCUCAAGAAUAGGCCCAAGGUUGUGCUCAGCAAGAUGAUCAAGUACGAUAUCGACCCUCGUAAGAGGUCAUACCGCCCAGAGCGCAUAGACCUGCACUACGAUCGCCUCCAUAAUCCAGACAACUGCUACCAUAUACGAAUUGGCUGGAUGAACACCACGUCCAAACUCGUCGAAGAUACGAUAGAAAGCUGGGAGCGUGAAGCCAGCCAGUACGGCCUCCGUCUCGUCGAGGUCCCCAUCAAUGAGGCCUGUCGCAUUACGGAAACCAACCCUUUCCGUAAGCCGUACCGCAUCAGACUCGCCAUCCGGCCACCGCUCGAACGCCCGGAAACAUACUACGACCCCAACUCCCUCGACCUGCAAGCCGGCCCCAGCAAGAACUUCUACCAGACCGUCAUCCUGAAAAACUUCGACUUCGUCCUCGACAUGGAGGCCGCAUCCAACUUCCCCUCAGACGUAGACGUCCGUUACUCCUGGGGCAAACCAGACUUUAGCUACACGCAAUACAUCCACCGCUCAGGCGCGGUGCUCGCCCAAAUCACUGACGAGGGCGACUUCCUCGUCCUCGCAAACAGACUCUACAACAAGCGCACCAGCAUGGCUCGUGACAAAGAACUCCGCAGCCAAGUUCACUCCGAGCAGCAGCAGCAACAACAACAGCAGCAGCAGCAGCAGCAGCCACAGCCUCUUCCCCCUCUAAACACCAACACGCGCGCCAUGGCCCAAAUCGCCCCCUACGUAUCCGGCCACCCAACCACAAACUUGCCCGAGUCCGCAGCACCCCUCGCAUCGCCCCAAGUGCGCCCAACAUUCUACCACUUCUCGCCGGCGUCCCGCCCCAUCGACGCAUCUAUAUACGGAUCCAAAAUCUCCUACCCGGCAGGACGGUCUGAGCCCGAGGUUCUUAAGACGGAACUCGAGGCUUUUUGUCUCAACGAAGUAGCCCUCACGGCCUUUUACAAAGAUAUCCUUGACAAGGGCCAGCGUCCCCACGGCACGCCCGCUUCAACGGCUACAACGCAGUCUAUUGCGGGGCUAGAACCGGUGCCAGAGGCAAGUAUACCCUCUUUAGGACUGGGGCCAGGGAUUCUGGGAGGAGACGGUGCUGGAGGAGUGGGAAACGGACAUUCUGCUGCGAUGGCGAGCAUGCGGAUGAGCAGUCCUAUGGCGUUUUUGAGGAGGGGGAGUGUACAGUAUGAUGGGAUGGGCUUGGGGUCCAAAGGAAAGUAA
Metarhizium robertsii ARSEF 23 is the source of this 5724-nucleotide messenger RNA. Its product is annotated as Dishevelled, Egl-10, and Pleckstrin domain protein. The transcript is spliced from 2 exons. NCBI's taxonomy places the organism in Eukaryota, Fungi, Ascomycota, Sordariomycetes, Hypocreales, Clavicipitaceae. Gene Ontology annotation, cellular component: GATOR1 complex. Bases 1 to 5724 code for a protein of 1907 amino acids. Gene Ontology annotation, biological process: negative regulation of TORC1 signaling; intracellular signal transduction; positive regulation of autophagy. Gene Ontology annotation, molecular function: GTPase activator activity. The record is from RefSeq and is a predicted model, not a curated record.